Messenger RNA from Lepisosteus oculatus (spotted gar), 3037 nucleotides. NCBI's taxonomy places the organism in Eukaryota, Metazoa, Chordata, Actinopteri, Semionotiformes, Lepisosteidae. The record is from RefSeq and is a predicted model, not a curated record.
AGGAGAGAGGCAAAAACGUAUCAAAGGUUUGAUCAUGAGGGGGUUGUGGCUGCAAGUUCACACGUGGAGAAGGUUGAAUGGACUUUCUUCGCUGUGGAAGAACACUUCCUGUCAUGUGACAAGCAGGGUGAGAUGUACCGGUGAGCUGCACAGGACAGUACAUGAGGGCCGGAUUUCGAGCCCAUGUUUCUUGCCAUCAUCAGUUUUGGGGAAACAGGGUGCAGGCCAGCUUGGAGGUCAAUAUCAAAGCUUGUUUGUGCUCCCUGUGAGGUUCAAAGGCAGCAAAAGUGCAAAGAAGAGCAGUAAAAAGAAGACCCAGGAGGAGGAGGAUGAGGAGACUGACCCAGAGGAAAGCGACUGUGAAGAGGAACUCCAGGAUGACCCUGGCCUGCCCAGAGACUACAGAGAUUUAGAGAAAGCGGUGCAGUCCUUUCGUUAUGAUCUGAUCAUGAAAGCUGGUUUGGACAUGGCUCGCAACAAAGUUGAAGAUGCAUUCUACAGCACCAAGUUAAGGCUCAAUGGACAAAAACUUAUUAAAAAAAGCAAAACAGUGAAGGUUGGAGACAUAUUGGACCUUGUUGUUGAAGAAGACAAAGAUACUGACACCGUCACACUCAUGAGGGUGAUUUUCAAAAAGGUGUCGGGAGAAACCAAAGACAGUGAAAAAUACAAGGUUAUUUUGAGGCGCUGGAAAAAUCUAAAACUUCCAAAACAGGAGGCUUUCAAACAAUAAGGUUCUUCCAUAACUGUUUCUUAUUGGUUAAAUGCAAUACUUGCAAGUAUUGCUUUGCAAGAAUGUUGAAGAUCUCUUUAAAUUUAAGACUGAGGUGCAGAUAUUUCAGUACCUUUGUUUACAAAGAUGUGCUUAAAAUAAGCAGACAUUAUAUAAGGGGCAGAGAUUUCAAUAGAACUGAACUGGUGAAUUUUGUGAAAUAUUCAGGUGAUGAGUUAUCCCUAUCCACUAAAUGUUUUUUUUUCCCCACUGAAUGUUGAAAAUGCUUUUCUAUUCAUACAGAUGGUUCGGAACUAAUGUGCAUACCAUCAUGUAAGCUUUGUCUAAAUAUUUUAGAUUAAUACGAUUUUAUAUUAAUACUAUAUCUCAUAAUGAAUGAAUGUUUACAGGAGGUUUAACAACCUUGUGUUUGACGUGAGUAUACAUAGAAGACGGAGACAAAUAGAUGACUAUUCAUCUCAAAUAAACAGUGCCUAAAGUAUGUCCUGUUUGCAGUUUAACUGACAUAGCAUAUUUGGUGUGCUGCUUUGUAAAGUCAGUAAGUUGGUCUAGGCCACUGCAGUGUAUCCCCAGGGAGGAGACUCAAGUGAUGUUAGUUGAGGUCCAUCAGAUUAAAGUAAUAAAAAACAUGACUUCUGUCAUCAAGUGAUUUUGUAAUAAAAUUCUCCAUCCACAUUCUUUUAUAGUAAUACAGCGAAAUUAAAUUUUAAAAUCUUUUAUAAAGCACAGAAAAUAUGCUUUGGAAUAGCUCAAUCCAAUGCCUGAGUCCCAGCUCAGCUGCAGGGUCAGAAAGCUAUAAAAAUAAGCUUCAGUUCAGUAAAAUACUGGGAGUUUUUUUUUAUUCAUUUAAAGAUUUUUGCAGAUAUACAGAAGUGUGCCUGUGAUUUAAACAUUGAAAAGUCAUACUCAAUUUAAAAAAAUACAUGCAGUCUGUUCUUCACUUUUUUUAUUCUACAGUCCAGUACCAAGUGUUGUUCACUUGGACAUUUUAAACCCGCAGUACUUUGUGGAUUACCCUAGACUACUACUGCUCCCAGGCAUGUCUACAGUUAAAAAACAUGGACUGGUGAUAUAGUUGGCCAAUAUAGUCCUCUAACGUGGACAUAAGAGAAGAUAUUGAAAAGAACUGUACUGCAAAGAUCUGUAUGCUGAAGGUUGAGAGUGUCUCAUGAGUUUCAAAGUUUCUGUGGCUUGGUGUAUGUCUUUUUUUCCUUUACUCAUGAAAUAAAUAUGGAUGCAUUUUUUUGCAUUUAUGUGUUAAGUCUUCUGUUAUCUUGAGGACACCUACCUUUCCCUGAAGGCCAAGUAAAUGGGGCAAAAUGGAGAUGAAGGGAUAUUUUAAUUGGCCAUCUCUACAGCCCGUUAGUAUUCUUUUGGAACUCAUCAUGAGUCUCCCAAACAGUUUACGUAUAUUGUGCAGAGCAGUGUUUUGCAACACAGAAUCCACCUUAUCAGGAUUAUGUAAAUAAUGAAUAAAGAGCAGAUUUUUGCUAGUUUUUUUUUUUUGGAGUGCUGUUGGUUUUCAGACAUUAUUGGUAAGAGGAUUUGUAAUUAACAAGUGAUCUGACAAGCUUGUUAAACAGCAAAGGUUGAAAACCAUGUUGGAGCAACUGGGUAGAAAUGUCAUGGGUCCAGAUUCAGUGAUCAAAGCGACUGUAAAGUGUACCUAGGUUUACCUUAAUUAAGUUCUGGGUAGAUUAUUAAGUGUCAAUCAACAGGCUAGAAAGACACCAUAGAAGAUCAGAUCAAGACACGAGAGAGUGGAGACAGAAGAAAGAACAUAAAGCUUGCCACGCCAGAGGUUCUUUUCCAAAUAAUCCGAGAAGACCCGAUUGAGGCUAUCUGAGCCUUGCUAAGAGAGCUUGCUAUUCUGUAGUUUUUUUUAGAAAACGUGGGUUUCUCGAGUCCCCCGGCUUAAAACGGCUUCUCUAAGUGAGUGCAUUUUAGAAUAUGGAGAUCAUUUCCCAUAUAUUUUGUGGCAUCCUGGUUUGCAGAGAGAUUUAAUCACUUUAGUUUAUAAGGUAUCUUGUGUCUUAUUUCGGCCUCUGUAGGCAUUACAUGUAUUUAAGAGUCAAAUACUUGGUAAGAGUCUGGGAUUUUUCUGGGUGGUUAGGACAUUAAGUCUCUGGGACACCUUGUUUGUAAACUUGUAUUGUACAUAGGUUAACGUGUACGACCAUUGGGUACCGAGAUUUAUUGUCUGCUUCUGGUACCCAAAACACUGCUGCCUCCUCUGUUAUUAAAGAACUUUGUGUAGUGUGUGUAUUGUUGUUGUUAUUGUCAAUAAAUAUUUGUUUAAUCAAC